GAUAUCUUCAGAAGCAGUGAACCAUUCGCUUUGUCUGCCACACACAAGUUUAUAUUGGUAUUUCCCAGACAACGAAAUCAUGUUUUCAACUUAUAAAUAACAUUUAUAUUCAGUUUAAUUCAUUAAUCCUUAAAGCGUUAUAUGCAAAGGUCCAGUAAUAAUCGCGUAAAUUCCGGGUAUAAAAAGAGUUUUUGGGGUUUUCAAGUGAAAUGUUAAAGUUUAUUUUUGUUUGUGCUUUACUUAUUGGGAAUAUUGUUUCGUUAAAUAUUGAUAAAAAUGAAAUAAAUUUGAGAAGCAGACAGAUAGAAGACCAAAAUCAAUCGAUUACAAUUAUUCCUGGUAAUACCAAUAUUUCAAAGUUUAUUGAGUUGGCUUUGGUAGUGGAUAAAACCAAACAUGAAGCCCUAGGAAGUAAUGAAGAAAUCACUAUUUUGUUUUGUCAGAAUAUAACAAAUAUAUUAAAUUCGAUUUAUGAGCCGCUUAAUAUCUCUAUAGCUUUGGUACAAGUAGUUAUAUGGUCGGAAAAAGAUGAAAUAGAAAUAUCUAGUAAUGGAGAUACAACACUUAAUAAGUUUUUAAAGUAUAGAGCGGCUGUACUUAAUUUAAAAUAUCCAAAUGAUAAUGCGCAGCUAAUUUCCGGAAAAUCUCUUGAAAAUGGCGUUGUUGCCAAGGCAUUAAAAGGACCAAUUUGUACCCACGAGUAUUCCGGUGGUAUUAACAUGGGUAAUUUUUCUUCAUUGCCAAGAAUAGCAACCAUAAUUGCUCACAGCAUUGGACACAAUAUUGGAAUGGAGCAUGACACAGAAGAUUGCAACUGUCCUGACGAUCUUUGUAUAAUGACUACAAAUAUUCCACCAUCAUUUAUUCCUACAAGUUGGUCUUCAUGUAGUAAAAACUAUACCAUAAAGGCCUUCAAACACGGUAUGGAUUAUUGCCUUCAAAAUAAACCAGAGAAGCUCUUUAAGGGACCAGUUUGUGGUAAUGGUUUCAUAGAACCUGGAGAAGAAUGUGACUGUGGCUCAGAAGAGUAUUGUAAUAAUAAUUGUUGUAAUGCUACAAGUUGUAAAUUAAAGGAAAAUGCUGUUUGUGCAGGUGGAGAAUGCUGUGAUAUUAAGUUAUGUCAACUGAAACCUGGAACACCUCUAUGCAGACCAGCUAAAACCAAAUGCGAUUUACCAGAAUUCUGCACAACUGAGUCAGCGUAUUGUCCUGAAGACAAAUAUAGAACGGAUACUGAGCUAUGUGGCAAUGGAGAUGCAUUUUGCUUCGAAGGAUUAUGCACAUCUCGACAUGACCAAUGCAAGCUUUUAUGGGGUGAUACAGGAGCAAAUGCUAUUGAACGAUGCUAUUCAGCGCUUAAUACUAAAGGAAAUAUUUUUGGACAUUGUGGAUAUGAUGUAUUAAGUAACACUUUUACCAAAUGUGAAGAAAAAGACGUGAGUUGUGGCCUGUUACAUUGUACUCACCAAAAUGACAGACUAGAAUUUGGAUUUGAAGCGACCUCGAAAAUACGACAUAAUUUUUUACAAUAUAACGGAUCAAUACAUGGUUGCCGUUCAGUAAUUGUCAGCUUAGGAAAUCAACGAAUUGACCCAGGACUUACUCCAAAUGGUGCGAAAUGUGGUGAAAAUAUGAUGUGCUUGAAUCAGAAGUGCCGAAGUAUUAGUGAUAUCCACAAUGAGAUGUAAACGUGAGAUUGCCUGGAAUAUACUCACUAAUUGAAAAAAGGUUAAUUGAAGACUAAAAAAUUGUAGCUGUUUUAUGGAUCUUCCAGUAAUAAUGUAGCAUGCAUUUGUAUAAAUAAAAAAGUAGUUUCAA
Messenger RNA from Anthonomus grandis grandis, 1818 nucleotides. RefSeq names its product disintegrin and metalloproteinase domain-containing protein 12-like. NCBI's taxonomy places the organism in Eukaryota, Metazoa, Arthropoda, Insecta, Coleoptera, Curculionidae. The record is from RefSeq and is a predicted model, not a curated record. The transcript is spliced from 10 exons. Bases 210 to 1688 code for a protein of 492 amino acids. Gene Ontology annotation, biological process: membrane protein ectodomain proteolysis. Gene Ontology annotation, molecular function: metalloendopeptidase activity.